CAGUUUGUUGCGUUUCAGUCACGGGGUGGAGAAGUGAGGAACAAACUGUCAGAUCAUCACACUCAACACUUCUCUCUGAUCACUGUGCUGAGAUCGAUCAGAGCUGAUCAGAGCUGAUCGAUGGAUUAGAGGAGCAGCUGCUGCAGAGACAUGGAGGGUGUGUGUGUGUGGCAGGUGUGUGUGUGCAUCUUGGGUGUGUGUGUCGGGGCUCAGAGUUCAUUGGACAGAAGUGACCAGGCCCACCUGGACCAUCAUCAUCAUCAUCAUCAUCAUCUGGUCUCUAAUAGCAACACAGCCUCAGAUCUGUGUGCAAUAGACAAGCAGCUCUGUCAGGAUGAAAACUCGCUCCUGAGUUUUGAGGCGAUCUGCAGCAUCCACAAACAGAUGGACGACGACGCAGACGGCACGGUGGACACCAUGGAGACGGACGAGUUUCUCAGGGAGGAUCUGAAAUAUCAGGACCCCAAAGCUGCAAAGAGCAGCUUCCACCGAGCCGACCUGCAUAUCAGUGUGGAGGACAUGUGGAGCACCUGGAAGAGCUCUGAAGUGUAUAACUGGACGGUGGAGCAGGUGGUGGACUGGCUGGUCGUCAGCGUGGAGCUUCCUCAGUACACAGAGACCUUCAGGAAACACCAGCUGGAUGGAAAGGCCUUACCCAGGCUGGCGGUGAAGAACACCACCCUGACUGUGUCCCUGCUGAAGAUCUUGGACAGGAGUCAUGCUCAGAAACUGCAGCUCAAAGCUCUGGACAUUGUGCUCUUCGGACCUCCACCAGGCAGACACAGCCGGUGGAAGGAUCUGGUUCUGGGUCUGUCCAUCCUGAUGGCGUUGGGUGGCUGCUGGUUUGCCUACGUCCAGAACAGGAAGUCCAGAGACGACCUGGGGAAGCUGGUGAAGGAUUUGGAGGGUCUGCAGAGGGCUGAGCAGAGCCUGCUGGACCUGCAGGCGAAGCUGCAGAAGGCUCAGGAGGAGCAGCUCUGCGUUCAGGUGGAGAAGGUGAAGGUGGAGGAGGAGCUGAGGAGCGAGAUCAACUCGGCCAAACAGGAAGCUCAGCGGCUCCAAGAGCUCCGAGAAGGAACUGAGAACGAGAGGAGCCGACAGAAAUACGCUGAGGAGGAGCUGGAACAGGUCCGUAUGGCGCUGAAGAAGGCGGAGAGGGAGCUGGAGUCACGGGCUCACUGGGCUCCACCUGAGGCUCUGCAGAAGUGGCUGCAGCUGACGCACGAGGUGGAGGUUCAGUACUACAACAUCAAGAAGCAGAGCGCAGAGAGGCAGCUGCUGCAGGCCAGAGAGGGGGCAGAGAAGAUCAAGAAGAAGAGGAGCUCUCUGUUUGGAACGUUUCAUGUAGCUCACAGCUCCUCGCUGGACGACGUCGACCACAAGAUUCUCUCCGCCAAACAGGCCCUGGCCGAGGUGACGGCGGCGCUGCGGGAGAAGCUUCACCGCUGGCAGCAGAUCGAGUGUCUGACGGGUUUCUGCCUGGUCAAUAACCCCGGUCUGGGAGCGCUAGCUGCCGCCCUCAACCUGGACCCGUCUUUCCUCGGCCUGAGACCUCCCACCCCUCAGCACCUCCUCCUCUCCGAUGACCUCGACGACAUGGACGAGGACAUCCUGUCUCCAGGGACGCUGCAGUACGCAGCAUGGCAGAUGGACCGGCGAGUGAGCGACCUCUGGCCCCUGAGCAGCAUCGCAGACACCCAGUCACCAUGGAAACACUCCGCUCAGAGUCUGAUGCCCCUGCGGCCGAGGAUAGGAGACCCCGCUCUGACAUUCAGCUCUCAGAGGGACAUCAUGGACCGCUCAGACUCUGACUCCUCCCUCCCUCUUUCUCAUGGCGAAUCACGAAGCUUGUACGGCUCCAAGCCCUUCCUCCUUUCAUCCAGGCUCCACCCCGUGCAGGGCUCCGGGGUCAGUGGAGGAGCAGGAGGAGGAGUAGGAGGCCUGGAGAAGAGCUCCAGUCUGGGGGAGCUGAGGGGCAGCCCUGCUGGCAUCCUCGCCUCGUCCUGCUCCACCCGCUCCCUCUGCAUCACAUCUGACGCCGCCACCGACGUCCCAGCCAUCUUCUCAUCUUCCACCUCGUCCAGCUCUUCUAACAGCGGUCGGGGGACGGGCAUCCAGCUCCCGACCAGGCGGAGCCCAGUGGAGGAGGACGGAGGUGAGGAGAGCGAAUCGUCCGUCAGCCGCAGGAGAAACGCUUUUAAUAAGAUCUUUAAGAAGAAGCAGGGACGCCACUGAACGCCACUGCGUCUGAGCUCAGACAAAACUCACACACCUGCUUCUGUCCGCUAUUGACUCAUGACGAGACCUUCAUCUUCAUCACAGUGAGAUCCUCACCUUCAUCGUGAUGUAGGAACCAAACUGUCGCUCACAGGGAACAUGUUUUUUUUUUUUUUUUU
This is a messenger RNA of Epinephelus fuscoguttatus (brown-marbled grouper), 2396 nucleotides long. Its product is annotated as stromal interaction molecule 1-like. Gene Ontology annotation, molecular function: calcium ion binding; calcium channel regulator activity; protein binding. NCBI's taxonomy places the organism in Eukaryota, Metazoa, Chordata, Actinopteri, Perciformes, Serranidae. The coding region runs from base 151 to 2235 and encodes 694 amino acids. The transcript has 14 exons. Gene Ontology annotation, cellular component: endoplasmic reticulum; plasma membrane. The record is from RefSeq and is a predicted model, not a curated record. Gene Ontology annotation, biological process: intracellular calcium ion homeostasis; store-operated calcium entry; activation of store-operated calcium channel activity.